This is a messenger RNA of Phalaenopsis equestris, 1463 nucleotides long. Its product is annotated as syntaxin-related protein KNOLLE. NCBI's taxonomy places the organism in Eukaryota, Viridiplantae, Streptophyta, Magnoliopsida, Asparagales, Orchidaceae. The coding region runs from base 289 to 1227 and encodes 312 amino acids. Gene Ontology annotation, biological process: intracellular protein transport; vesicle fusion; exocytosis. Gene Ontology annotation, cellular component: plasma membrane; SNARE complex; endomembrane system. The transcript has a single exon. The record is from RefSeq and is a predicted model, not a curated record. Gene Ontology annotation, molecular function: SNARE binding; SNAP receptor activity.
ACGUCUGAAAUGGCGACACAUUAAUAAAGUUAUACUCUAAAAUAGAUCCGUUGGAGUUGGAUACCUAACGGCUAGUGUGGCAGCGUUCUUGAAAAGAAGGAUUCGAGGCCCAGAAAUCCCUCAGAAUUCAAAAGUUUUUGAAGCAGAUCCAGAGUGAUCGCCAACCGACCCAGAAAUCCCUCAGCAUUCAAAAGUUUUCGAAGCAGAUCCGAGUGAUCCCCAACCAAACACCCAAGAGAAACACUUGCUCUAUUCUUGCUCUUUCGAAAUUAGGGCAGUCUCUCAGCCAUGAACAAUCUCAUGACCAGAUCCUUCCUCAGUUAUGCAGACCUCAAGAAGGAGGCCAUGAAAGAUCUAGAGGCAGGCGCUGGCACCGAUGACGCGCUUGAAAUAGAAACGAGCAUGCCGGACGACAGCCUUCGUCCAUUCUUCGAAGAAGCCGGGUUAGUGAUGGAAGAAAUGGCCUCCAUUCGAGACCUUCUCGCCCUUCUGGAGGCUGCCAACGAGGAGAGCAAGUCAGCUCACAAGCAAGAUGUGUCGCGUGCCCUGCGAGAGCGUAUCAACCAGCACAUCUUAGAGGUCCUCAAGACCGCCCGACGCAUACGCGAGCGUCUAGAAGACAUGGAUCGCGCCAAUGCAGCAAACCGCCGCCUCUCCGGCUUUCGCGAGGGAACACCGAUAGAUCGAACCCGGACUUCAGUGACCAACGGGCUACGCAAGAAGCUUAAAGAGCUGAUGAUGGAUUUUCAGGCACUGAGGCAGAGAAUGAUGACGGAUUACAGAGAAGCGGUGGAGCGCCGUUACUUUACUCUGACAGGGAAUGUUCCGCCGGAGGAUGUGGUGGAGAAGAUGAUUUCCGAGGGGAAGAGCGAGGAGCUGUUCAAAAGAGCCAUCUGUUCAAGUGGACGGGCUAUGGUUACAGAGACCUUGAGUGAGAUCCAGGAUAGGCAUGAUGCGGCCAAGGAGGUGGAAAAGAGUUUGCUUGAACUCCAUCAGGUAUUCUUGGACAUGGCUGUGAUAGUUGAGGCGCAAGGUGAGAAGAUGGAUGAUAUAGAGCACCAUGUAUCAAGCGCUGCUCACUACGUUAGUGGAGGGACGAAGGAGCUCAACUCUGCUAAGAUUUAUCAAAGGAGAAGCCGCAAAUGGUUCUGCAUCGCCGUUAUUCUUCUUCUUGUACUUGUGCUGCUCGUUGUUAUCCCAAUUGUCACCAGCCUUAGCAAGUCAUGAGGACCUUACUCUUGCUUGAUUAAUUGCAUAACACUCUGCUCUAUUUCUGAGCACUCUGAUAGAAGCUCUUUCUGCAUUUUUUCUGCAUAAUAGAAUUAGUAUGGCCGUUGUGCCUUCUCCCUAGAACAAUGUAUCUGUUGCUGAUUUUUUUUUAGAUAUUUGAUUGUGUUAGCUAUUGUGCUUCUCCCUAAACUGUGUUCAUUUUAUCUAAUUUGUGUUAAAUCAAGUGCAUCAAA